GUACAGUGUUCUGCCAUCAACCAAAGCCAUCACAUCUCAACACCCAUCUCAACACAGUCAUGACUUCCAAGGACAGUAAGAUGAAGCCUGGUAAAUUUGACUACAUCAUUGUUGGUGCCGGCCCAGCUGGACUUCAAAUGGGCUACUUUUUGAUGAAAAAGAAGCGUAGUUACAUUAUCUUGGAAAAUAAAGACAUACCAGGAUCGUUUUUCAGAAAACAUCCAGUUCAUCGUACUCUGAUAUCGCUCAAUAAAAGGUUCAACCCAUUCCCAGAACCGGAAUACAACAUGCGACAUGACUGGAACUCGUUGCUAAGCGAUGAUCCCGAACUCCGCUUUACUAAGUACUCUAAAGAGCUGUUCCCACACGCCGAUGAUAUAGUUCGCUACAUGAAUGAUUAUGCCACUAAGCUUGACCUGAAUAUUUGUUACAACACUCGAGUAGAGAAGAUAAAAAGGCUGGAAAGUGGACCAAAUUCUAGUGAAAAUUUCUCUCUGCGCACGACCAAGGGCGAGUAUCGAUGCAAAGUUCUGUUGAUGGCGACCGGUGCCCGCUCUGAACGAAUUCCCGAUCAUAUCAAAGGCAAAGAGCUCAUGGAGACGUACUCUACACACGACGUCAACCCCGAGAAAUACAACGGGAAAUCCGUAUUUAUUCUUGGUAAUGGCAACAGUGCUUUCGAAGCUGCUAACAACCUUGCUGGGUCAGCUAGUUUGAUACAUAUAUUUGGAGAUCGGAAGUUAAAGCAUGCUUGGGACACUCACUUUGUAGGUGACCUUAGAGCUGUUAACGAUACUAUACUUGACAUGUACCAGUUGAAAUCUCUGCACGUUUACCAGGCACUAGACUUAUUAUCUGUGGAGAAAACAGACAAAGGUUUUGUCCUUACUUGUGACGACAUUGUUCCUCACUGGAAAGAAAGACAAGGCCAUGUGCAGUUUGAAUUACCUCCAUAUGAUCACGUGAUCUGUUGUACCGGAUUCAAUUAUAUUGAUUUGUCAAUAUUUGACGACAAUUGCAAACCAGAUACCAAGAAGAACGGCAAGUUUCCAUCUUUGUCUAAUAUAUGGGAAUCUAGCAUCCCCAAUAUGUUUUAUAUGGGCACAACAAUGCAGUGCAACGACAGGAAAGCUGCAUCCGGGUUUAUUCAUGGUUUCCGAUACAACAUACGUACAUUGCAUAGCUUACUUGAAGAACGUUACGAAGAUCUCCCAUACCCACGUGACCUUCUUCCGAUUGAAAUUGAAACGCUCGCGGACAAGAUCGUGGAACGUGUAAGCGUUGGCGAUGGUAUAUAUCAGAUGAACAACGCUCUGUGUCACGUGUUAGCUAUACCCGAUUUCGCUGACGACAUGAAGGGAGAAGUUAAAGCAGAAUUUUAUCAAGAUUUCCCUAAACCAUAUGCACUUGAAGCAAUUGAAAAUGGGAGGUUCUCAAAAUACAAGCACGUGUUCCUUAUUGUACUGGCGUAUGGAUUUGAAGAUUUUGGAGACGCCGGCAAAUACGCCAUGGAAUUCGUACACUUUCCUGACCUAGCUACUGGUGAUUGUCAAGCAUUCCUGCAUCCCGUGAUUACCUAUUACAAGGAUGGUCAAGAAAUUGAUAAACUGAGAUUACCCGAGUCUUUGGUACUGAGAUUCGACAUACCUUUGGUGAGGAACCAAAACCCUGUUGUAGGACAAAACAGGAUGAAAAAUUACAUCAACAAACACUUGACUUUACAGCCCGGUAAGCAUUUCUACGAUAAAUUCUUCAUGGAGAAGAUGUCCGAACGAGUGACUCCUUUCACAAGUGAAGAGAUAAAUAGAAUACCAAACCUGAAAGUAUACAAAGGAUGCAUUCCAUUCAGUAUUGACUUCAUGUCGGCAUCCUAGACCUAGCUUGCACAUCAACUUUUUUACUUCAAGUGUCAGAGUAACAAUAUUAGCCAGAUUGUAACGUCAAUAUGAUACGCAUUAAUUUCAUAUUCGACGAUUUUACGCAAAUCUUGAACUAAUUACUUAGGCAUAUUAAAAUGAGGUAAUAGGAAUGCCAAGACCCAUGUAACUAAUAAUAAUAAUAUUUUUAUUGCAUUAGUCUCAGGUUCAUACGCAACGUGAAAACACACAAAACAGUAUUUGAUCUCAGUUUUGAAAGUACAACGUGCUAGUCUGACGUUUUUAGAGGACGUCUACUUUCUUUUAAAACUUAAAAGUACGUUUUUCAUACUUGUUCGGUAAUAUUGAAUUUUGAUCUGUUUUAGUUCAGUCAUGAUGAGCUUUUAUUCCAAUUACUUAACGCAAUAUUCCCCAUAGUCCAAGUGACAAGAGAAUAUAUGCUGUAUUAAUAUACAUAUACGUGUUAUAUAGAGAUAGAUUAUUCAAAAUGAUUUUUAUAUACAAUGUAUGUUUUAUGCUAAACAUCGUAAUACAAUGGAAAGUAGUAGUAUAAUCGUCGAUAUACCAAUUAUAAUAAACACUGCGUUAUGUUUCGUAAUAACUUUAUAUAACGAUAUUGCACUAUACAUUGUUCUUAGAUAAUGUCGUUACCACAAGAAGGACAUGUGUAACUACUGUAAUUGGUCGAUUAUCUGCAAAAUAAUGUAUAUGGUUAAUGUGAUAUUAAACUAUGAUGGUGACACAAAGACAA
Messenger RNA from Saccoglossus kowalevskii, 2628 nucleotides. RefSeq names its product FAD-dependent oxidoreductase domain-containing protein 2-like. Gene Ontology annotation, biological process: ERAD pathway. Gene Ontology annotation, cellular component: endoplasmic reticulum lumen. NCBI's taxonomy places the organism in Eukaryota, Metazoa, Hemichordata, Enteropneusta, Harrimaniidae. Gene Ontology annotation, molecular function: flavin adenine dinucleotide binding; monooxygenase activity. The record is from RefSeq and is a predicted model, not a curated record.